AUGCAAGCGGCUAGGCUUGCAAAUGCGCACGGCUUCAUUACUGGUUUCCCUAAUGGAUAUCAAACAGUUGUUGGAGAACGAGGAAUACAAUUGUCCGGUGGCCAGAAGCAGAGGAUAGCUAUCGCUAGAGCUCUCCUGAAAGAUCCUCCAAUUCUGGUUCUCGAUGAAGCGACUAGUGCUCUGGAUGUGGAGAGUGAACGUUUGGUAAGCAUUUCCGCGUUCCUAUAA
Messenger RNA from Haemonchus placei, 228 nucleotides. The record is from the annotation of a GenBank genome assembly. Lineage: Eukaryota; Metazoa; Nematoda; Chromadorea; Rhabditida; Trichostrongylidae.